Messenger RNA from Triticum turgidum subsp. durum (durum wheat), 1398 nucleotides. The record is from the annotation of a GenBank genome assembly. Lineage: Eukaryota; Viridiplantae; Streptophyta; Magnoliopsida; Poales; Poaceae.
AUGGAGUCGUCUGCGGCGAGGAGGCAGCCCAGCACGAGCAGCAGCAGCAUGAGCAGCCAGCAGGUCUCGGGCUUCAGCAAUUACAGCAGGGCGGCCUCCGACGGGUAUCCAUACCCUUCUGGCUCCCCGGACACAUACCGGCACCGGCGGCAGGCGUCGUCGUACAGCGCCCCGUUUUCUUCCCAGCUGAGCCGGAGCUCAACCCGCAGCAGCAGCAGCUCGUUCAAGGCGGCGGCGCGGGGCGUCGCCGGCGUGUUCGGCACCUGCUUCGUGCCCCGGGUCAGGAAGGCCCAGUCAGAGCAAGAACCGGAGGUCUCUCAGGUCUCUCGUGGGAGCAGGAGUGGAGGGUACUCUCAGGGGAGCAGGAGUGCGGGCUUCCAUGUCUCCACGGAUUCAGCAGGGACAGGCAAAGGCAAGGAGGGUGCAGGGCUCACCGUUGCAGACAUAUUCAGGGCGACAUCGAACUUCAGCAAGAAGAACAUGGUCAGGGAGGGAGCUUCUUGCAGCGUCUUUAAAGGGAAGCUCAGGGACGGCUCCCAGGUUGCCGUCAAACGUGCCAGAAAGUUAAACUGUCAGUAUCUAUCUGCUGAACUUAGCAGGGAGCUCGAGACGCUUCAGAAGAUCGAGCACCAGAAUUUGGUGAGGUUCCUCGGGUUCUUCGAGCAGAGAGAUGAAACUCUGGUCGUCGUCGAGUAUGUCGACAAUGGCUCCCUAAGGGAACACUUGGAUGAGUCGCGCGGAACCGGGCUAGAACUUGCGCAGCGGCUCAACAUCGCGAUCGACGUUGCUCACGCCGUCACCUACCUGCACGAAUACGCAGAACGGGCGGUGAUCCACCGGGACAUCCGGUCGUCGAACGUGCUGCUGACGGGCGCGCUGGCGGCGAAGGUGGCCGGGUUCGGGCUGGCUCGGGUGGCGGGCGACGGCGAGGCGACGCACGUGACGACGCAGGUGGUGGGCACGGCCGGGUACGUGGACCCGGAGUACCUGGGCACGCUCCAGCUCACGGACAAGAGCGACGUCUACUCCUUCGGCGUGCUCCUCGUGGAGCUCGUCACCGGCCGCCCGCCCAUCGAGCGCCGCCGCGGCCUCGAGCCCCGCGCCACCACCAAGUGGGCGCUGCAGAAGUUCCGGGGAGGCGACGCGGUGGUGGCCAUGGACCCGAGGGUGCGGCGGAGCCCGGCCUCGGUGGCCGCGGUGGAGGGGAUGCUCCGGCUGGCCGAGCAGUGCGUCAUGCCGGCGAGGCAGGACCGGCCGUCCAUGCGCCGGUGCAACGAGGCGCUGUGGACCGUUCGAAGGGACUUCCACCGGAGGCAGGAGCCGCGGCAGGACGGGACUGCCGGCGCCGCCGCCGCCGCCGCCGCCGGGGACAGGGGCUCCGAGUGGGUUAGCCGAUGA